Messenger RNA from Rotaria sordida, 552 nucleotides. Lineage: Eukaryota; Metazoa; Rotifera; Eurotatoria; Philodinida; Philodinidae. The record is from the annotation of a GenBank genome assembly.
AUGGCUAGUUGUUAUGCGCAGAUUGAUCAAUGGAUGGCUCUGAGUCAGACAAAUAGACUCGUUCAAUACUUUGUUUUUUUCAAUGAUGGUGAUAAAACACCAGAUGCGAAUAAAGUAAUUGGAUCUACAGGUGGUAUCUAUGGCGUACACACAAGUGAAGGGAUUGUGAAAGUGUUGGAAACCUUGAAGACAGCUAAAUCGAGUGGAAGUGGUGGUGAUGGUCCUGAAAAUGAUAUUGAAGCAAUUCUCUACACAAUCGCCAAUUGUCCUACAUGCGAAAAUAUUAUUCACAUUGCUGAUAAUCAAGUGACACCAAGAGAUAUGAGUCUCUUAAAUAAAGUUACAAAACCGAUUAAAGUCAUUGUCUGUAAACUCGCCGCAGGUACCUUGGUAAAUGAAAAAUUGUUGGAUGUUGCCUAUAAAACUGGUGGUUCUUUGCAUACACUUGAUUCAGACAUCGAAACAUUGGGAAGUUUGAACGUUAAUGAUACAAUCAAAGUGGGUGCAGGCACUUAUCGACUAAAUGCAAGUGGAUUUGUACGAAUUGCUUGA